This is a messenger RNA of Aureobasidium subglaciale EXF-2481, 2763 nucleotides long. RefSeq lists its product as uncharacterized. Bases 1 to 2763 code for a protein of 920 amino acids. The transcript has a single exon. Lineage: Eukaryota; Fungi; Ascomycota; Dothideomycetes; Dothideales; Saccotheciaceae. The record is from RefSeq and is a predicted model, not a curated record. Gene Ontology annotation, molecular function: protein binding; RNA binding.
AUGCUCAGUUCUUCUACCAAGCGUAACGCUCAGCGUGACAGCCAGUCUGGUGGCUCGUCCACCACUCAAUCUGCCGGUGCUCGCUUGGACCUCGCCCGCUUUGAUGGCAACCGUGACCCCGCUCCUGGCCCUGCUCCUCAGCUUGUCGAGGGCAUCUCGAACAAUGUGAAGAACAUCGACGUUGGCGCCGCUAUGUGGUCUGACGCUCGUGGUGCUCGUCAUGCCUUCCAAGGCCGCCAGCCUCCAUCCAAGCUCGGCAGAGAGGUCAAUAUCCGCCUCAACGCUUUCCCUGUGACUGGCCUGCCCACCAAGCCCAUUUACCAAUAUCAGGUCAUGGUUGGCACCGGUGCUGAGAAGCGCGGCCUGAUCAAGGCUGUCUGGAACAGCAAGGCUACCAAGGAGCAGCUCGGCAAUGGCUGGAUCUUCGAUGGCAACAGUCUCGCAUGGUCGCAGCAGGACCGCGAUGGUGAGACUCGCUUCAACGUGAACCUCGAUAAUGAGCAGGGUCGUACUGCUCGCCCUGGUCGCACCGAUGUCCAUCGUGUCGUCAUCAGGAAGACCGCCACCAUUGACUUCACCUGUCUCGAUGCCUAUCUGCGUGGCACCGCUGAUUACGACAAGAAGAUCCUCCAGGCCAUCACCGUUUUGGAUCACAUCAUGCGUGAGACUCCUUCUUCGAGAUUCAUCUCUAUCAAGCGCUCCUUCUUCGCUGCCAACUCUCAACGCAGACCUCUCGGUGGUCAUGUCGAGCACACCACUGGUGUUUACCAGUCCCUCCGCAUCGCUCACCAUCCUGCUGGUCAUCGUCUGGUCGUCAAUGCUGAUGUCGCCAAUGGCACCUUCUGGUCCGCUGGCCCUCUCUCAGCUGCUGUCUUGGCCGUCACGAGACUCAGAACCGAGGCUGAGAUUGGUAUGCUGCUCAGACCAGGCAACCUCAAGUUUAACGAUCUCCGUCGCCUUCGCAAGCUUCGUGUUGUGGCUACUCAUCGCAGAGGUGCUUCGGACGACUAUGUGAUUGACCAGUUCAUGAACAAGGACUCCUCCUACAUGCUUACCUUCAAGGAUGGCUCCACAAUGUCUGUGGCUCAAUACUUCCAGACUGAACACAACGUUCGCUUGAGAUAUCCUGCUUGGCCAGUUGUUCGUAUGACCAAGAAGGCCGUGCUUCCUCUAGAGCUCUUGAAGAUCAAGGAGAACCAGAGAUAUACCUUCAAGCUAGAUGAGGUUCAGACAUCUGCGAUGAUCAAGCUUGCAGUCACUCCUCCUAGAGAGCGCUGGCAGGCUAUUCAGAACGGUGUCAACAUGAUCAAUUGGGCUGCGGACCCCUUCCUCAAGGAAUACGGCAUGAGUAUCCAGGCCACUCCGAUUGAACCUAAGGCUCGCCUCUUACAGAACCCCAAGCUUCAAUUUGGUGGUACCGGUGCCGCUGCUCAGGCUGAUCCUAAAACCUCUGGUCGCUGGGACCUUAAGGGCAAGAAGUUCUCCUCCGUUCCUCCUGCCGCGGCUCAGACCACCUGGGGUGUCUGUGUGCUACCCGGCAGAGGUCCUGUCGACAAGGCUGCCGUUGAGAGAUUCGUUCAGGGCUUUAUUACAGCCUACGGCGCUCAUGGUGCUGCCCUUACACCGGCCAUGAGAGCUCCCGCCAUCUACUAUGCCCCCAACAGCGAGCCUGCUACUAUUGCAAAGGAGUGUUUCAAGAUGGCUGGCAACAAGCACAACAUGCGUCCUCAGAUCCUCAUGUUCAUCCUUCAGGAUAAGAACAGCAUCACCUACGGUAGGAUCAAGCGUUACUGCGAGUGCAACAUUGGCCUUCCUUCUCAGUGUGUGCAGAUGGCUCACGUUCAGAAGGGUCAAGCCCAGUACAUCUCCAAUGUGCUCAUGAAAUUCAAUGCUAAGCUGGGUGGCUACACCAACACCGCUUUCAGCAGCGAUGCCAACAAGAAGGGUCAUCUUGAGAACAACACCGUUAUCAUCGGUGCCGACGUCUCUCACGCUGCUCCUGGUCUUCCGGGGCCCUCUAUGGCUGCUAUGACUGUCUCCAUGAACCCUCAGGCCACCCGCUACGCCGCUGCCGUUGAGACCAAUGGUCAUCGCGUCGAGAUGAUUACUGACGAGAACAUUGAGAAGCACAUGAUGUCGCUCGUCAAGAACGGCUGGUCUGCCAAGGUCGGCCAGGGCAAGGCUCCUACCACGGUCGUUUACUUCCGCGACGGUGUCUCCGAGGGUCAGUUCGCACAGGUCAUUGACCAGGAAGUGGCUGCCAUGAAGAGGGCCUUCACUAAGGUUGGUGUCAAGCCCAAGUUCCUUGUGAUCAUCGCCUCCAAGCGUCAUCACGUCCGCUUCUUCCCUCAGAGUGGCGGUGACAAGAACGCCAAUGCCCUUCCUGGUACUUUGGUCGAGACCGGUGUCACUCAGCCCUUCGAGAACGACUUCUACCUUUGUGCGCACACUGCCAUCAAGGGUACUGCUCGUCCAGUUCAUUACAACAUCCUGCUCAACGAGCCCCAGUGGCCGAACGACAGAAUCCACACCCUGAUCUAUGAUCACUCCUACCAGUACAUUCGUGCCACUACUCCUGUCUCGAUCUUCCCUGCCGUUUACUACGCCCACAUCGCUUCUCUGCGUGGUGCUCAUCACUCCAAGGGCUUCGGCCAGCCGUUUGAUGAUCAGCGCACUGUCGUCUCCAGCAUUGAGCCCGUCUACGAGCCGCUCUUCCCCAUGGCUAACCCUGCAGUCAUGAACCCCGGCAUGUGGUUCAUCUGA